GUGCGAAGCCCGCCCCAGGUAUUUGCUUUGAGAGAGUGAACUCUGCAGGAGAUCCCUAUGGAAACUGCGGGAAAGACAAUGCUGGAUCUUUUAUGAAGUGUGAAAGCCGAGAUGCUAAGUGUGGAAAAAUACAGUGUCAAGGCGGCGCAAGUCGACCCGUAAUUGGCACCAAUGCUGUCUCCAUAGAAACCAACAUCCCCCUGCAAGAAGGCGGAAAAAUUUUGUGUCGCGGUACCCAUGUAUAUCUGGGGGAUGACAUGCCAGACCCAGGGCUAGUACUGUCUGGGACAAAGUGCGGACAUGGAAAAAUUUGUCUCAAUCGUCAGUGUCAGAACAUCAGCGUAUUUGGCGUCCACGACUGUGCAGCUCAAUGCCACGGAAACGGAGUUUGUAAUAAUAAGAAGAAUUGUCAUUGUGAAGCUGAAUGGGCACCUCCAUAUUGUGACAGGCCAGGUUAUGGUGGUAGUGUGGACAGUGGACCUGUAAGAGUUUCAGAUCACAGAGGUUUAGUGAUUGGAGUGCUGGUGACGAUCUUCUGUAUAACGGCUGCUGCCUUCACCCUAUACCUCAAAAGAAGGACUGUAUUUAGAUGGAUUUUUGCAAAUAAGAAGAACACCAUAGAAAAAUUAAGGUCAGCGAGUCCAUCAAGAGCCGGCCGCUCAAAUGAAGUUAAUCAAGAAUAUAGCGCAAAGCUGUGCAAACAGUCCUCGCAGGUCCAGGAGAACCGAAAACUUCACAGACCACAUUGUUAUCCACCGGUGGACAUUAGUUAUCCAAUAGGAAUACUUGAAUCCCCUGAGAGCAAUGUCCACCAGAAACCACAAAGUCCACCUUAUCCCAUCCAGAAAAAUGUGCCUGCUCGACCCCUUCCAGCAAAACCAUCUCUCCGAAACAUGCAGGGAUCGUACAUACCCAGCCCUCCGCAGAAGCCACUGCCGGCAGAUCCUUUGAAUAAGAAUACCCGGUCGGAUGGUGCCUCCAGCUCCAUGUAUGAUCAAGGAGCCGUGCCUCAGAUCACUCCUGUGAGACCCGCUCCGAAGGUCCCACCACAUCGACCCAUCUUUAAGCCGGCCCACCUGAAGUGAGGAGCCAAGGCCUUGUGUGAAGUUUGCACUACGCUCUGACACAAGUUGGAGUCUGUUUACUGAGUCAACUGAACUUUAUAAAAUUUCCUAAAACUGUAAAAGACGUAUCCUACAAAAGGACUGAGCUGUCGCCUUUGGUGCUAUGCUGUAUGUAGUUGCUCAGGUACUUGUAAAUUAUUAAUUUAUGUCGAAUAUUUAGUACAGUGCAGUGCAUUGCACUAGGUAUAUUUAACCAAAGAUGACUUUCCAAAGAAGGGAAAUAUUUUUCUAACGUCUAGUACACUUGAAAUAUUUUACCAUUUUCUAGUAUACUGUAUGGAAGGAGGUCUUCAUAUGUAGGCGUCAAUAAGCACGGUCAGAACUGGAGGUUUUGUUUGUAAAAUCUGCACUCUUUUACCAUUUUUAAGCAUUUACAGUGAGCAUUUAGUCAAUAAAGCAUUUGGUAGAGACAAGUAUAUUGCUGUAUGUUACAAUGUAUCAACGCUAUGUCAGUCUGUAUUUUAUAUGCUAUAAUUCCAGUAGUGGAGCGACACGUUUCACAAGCUGGUGAGGUGCUAUGGCAAUGAUUGUACCUGCAACGUCUGCACUGACUGUAAGCAGAAUCUCCUACAUCCAGGAGGAAAUAUCCACUUUUGAAUACAAUUUAAUUUUUUUCAAUCCAUAUAGGUUCAACGUUUUUUAUAUAUCUUUAUCCUGGUCGGUGCAGUGUUUUCCUGACACAGAGCUCCAAAUCCCCUGCAUAGACAUAGAUGUGAUAGAUAACAUUCUGGCUUCCAGUGGCCACCACUAGAGGGAACACAUGAGUAUUCUGCAUACUAACCAUAUAUAAAACUAAAUAAAACAGCAUGCAAUAAGCUUCCUCUAGUGGCAGACAGCCAGAAUGUUGAAAUCAGACCUAUUUACAAAAAAAUGGCUUUUUGCACCCAGCCCAGCCAACAGUAAACAAAGGGGGAAGCUGAACUUUAAGGGUGCCUGUACUCCUUGCAGCUAAUCCACUAUGACCACCACUAAUUUCCAUUCUUCAUCUGUACAUGAAGCUCAGUAGUUGUCAUCUAAAUGCAGCUCAGCUACAACAUCUGUGGGUGCCUGAAGGCUACCUGCACACUUUGCGGAUUUUCAAAUGGAAAAAUGGCAGCGUAAUACAGUAUCAGCAAAGUGCAUUCGAUUUUCCAAAUCUUAUGCACAUUUUGCUUUUUUUCGCUCCAUGCAAUUAUGAAAAAUCAGCAGCUUGUCAAUUCUUUGUGCUCAUUUCACCCUUUUCAACGCAAGGGUAAAAUGUGCUGCAAAAUCCGCACUGAAAUUCGUGGGGAAUUUCUGCAAGACAGCCAGCACCUGUGUGCAGGUAGCCUAAAGGAUCGUUACAUUGUUGCAAUAAAAUGCAUCUAAAAUAAAAUAAAAAAGUUGUUUUGAUCAAAAAUAUCUUUCUUUAGCUCCGAUGUAUACCUAUAUGUCUCCAUGGUUACAGAUUAUACAUAAACCCGGUGUGCAGUCUCUCUGGAAGUAACACAUGACUGAAGAAUCAAGGUUUAUUUGCAGUCUGUAAUUAGGACGUCGCAUAGCUCUGCAUUGGAGCUGCAAACACAUAAGGGUGCAAAGUUAUUUUACACUGGAGCCAAUAAAAAAAUAAAAAAAGACUGCAAAGGUAUACAUAGUCACAGCCAAUUGUUACUAUUCUUCAUUUGAGGAUUUAGAGAACUGAAACGAUGACACAAAAAAGGUGCUAAGUAAAAUUCGGGUGAAUUUGGUGAAGUUUACAUUAUGCCACCAAUAAGUCCACGUCACUAGCCUUCAUCUCUAUUACAACAGAGAUAAUGUUUACAAAGGAUAACAGACAAUGCAUCAGUGAAUGCACGCUGCGGUCUAUCCGAUCUCCUCACCACAAGGACUCAAAGUGACACGUAAGUGCCUGGAAGAUCUGAUAUCUGCUGCCUGGGAGUCAAAACUCAACAGCCCCAUUCACACUUAAGGCCUCUUUCACACGAACGUGUGCGCUCCAUGGCCGUAUUGCGGCCCGC
Bufo gargarizans (Asiatic toad) is the source of this 3100-nucleotide messenger RNA. Its product is annotated as disintegrin and metalloproteinase domain-containing protein 12-like. The annotation marks the transcript as partial. The record is from RefSeq and is a predicted model, not a curated record. NCBI's taxonomy places the organism in Eukaryota, Metazoa, Chordata, Amphibia, Anura, Bufonidae. The transcript has 9 exons.